AUGCCAUGGCCAGUUCGGCUGGGCUCCGCGGACAGCAGUGGUGGCGGCGGCCGUUUCUGCUACGGGACUGCUCUACAGGCUCCUGCCACGCUGCAGCUCCUUGGACUGUUCUGGCAUCUAGCUCGCCUCAGCCUCCGUGCCUCAGGCUCGUCUCCUCAGCACAGCCCCACACCCCACACACGCGACUCUGAGGCUCUGAGGCGGCCGCAGCCCCGGCCCCUUCAAGUUGCCAGGGCGGGGUGCCGGGGCAUUAAAAACAUUUUUAAUCUUCACCAGAGUUUAGCCGACAUGGAGCAGCCUUCAGAGGUGCUGGUCUGA
Rangifer tarandus platyrhynchus (Svalbard reindeer) is the source of this 318-nucleotide messenger RNA. The record is from the annotation of a GenBank genome assembly. Lineage: Eukaryota; Metazoa; Chordata; Mammalia; Artiodactyla; Cervidae.